GGGGCGGAUCAAUCAUCAUUAUCAUCGUCAACAUUACGGAGUACUUCUUCUAUAUCUUUCAAACUUGCCACAGCCUGCCUUGUCCAACCAUCAACUGACACUAUGGAUGUUCAGAAGCUAUUCGACGUCAAGGAUAAAGUCGUGCUAGUCACUGGUGGCGCUAAAGGAAUCGGUCGCAUGAUCUCAGAAGGCUUCGUAAAAAACGGCGCCACCGUCUAUAUCUCGUCGCGGGAUGUACAGGCCUGCGAGAAAGCGGUGAACGAGCUCAACGCGCUCGGUUCAGGCAAGGCAUAUGCUAUUCCUGCGGAUUUCUACAAAGAGGAGGAGUGCAAACGGCUGGCUUCAGAGAUUGCUAAGCGUGAGAGCAAGCUGCAUGUUCUCGUCAACAACUCUGGAUCGAAUUGGGGCGCCCCUUACGAUGAAUAUCCAUCCGCUGCCUGGACGCGAGUACUCACGCUCAACCUCCACCGGGUAUUCGACCUCACCAGACUUCUCACUCCUCUGCUGGAGAAGGCUGCCUCAUCUGGCGACCCAGCGCGCAUCAUCAACAUCGGUAGCGUUGAUGGGAUCAGAGUCCCAGCCUUGGAGACCUUUGCCUACAGUGCGAGCAAGGCCGGGCUGCACCACCUGAGUCGUGUCUUGGCUCACCACCUUGGAAGAAGGAAUAUCACCUCAAACUCCUUGGCGUGUGGCCCUUUCGAAAGUAAGAUGAUGGCUGCCACCCUGAAAGCGCACCGAGAGACCAUCGAGGCAAAUGUCCCAUUGGGCCGUAUUGGUACCCCUGAGGAUGUCGCGGGAGCUUGCUUGUUCUUGAGCAGCCGGGCCGGCUCGUAUGUGAAUGGAGCGACAAUCACUCUGGAUGGUGGUAGCGUCGUGGCUGCCAAGCUGUAGGCUGUAAGCAAGAUGGUAUGCGCCCUCGGGAUAAUGAGAGUACGUAAGGCUGUUCAUAGAUGACGUAACCUAAUCAAUUGCCUUUAAUCAAUGCAGUCCUUUUAACUCAAGUCAAGUCAAGCCCUUUUCACCCAACAGCGGGACAUUCAACUCCGUC
Molecule: messenger RNA, 1048 nt
Organism: Aspergillus ibericus CBS 121593
Lineage: Eukaryota; Fungi; Ascomycota; Eurotiomycetes; Eurotiales; Aspergillaceae
Product: short chain dehydrogenase/reductase family
Exons: 3
Coding region: 103-891 (262 amino acids)
Molecular function (GO): oxidoreductase activity
Source: RefSeq, a predicted model, not a curated record